Messenger RNA from Ziziphus jujuba (common jujube), 1212 nucleotides. Its product is annotated as two-component response regulator ORR3. The transcript is spliced from 5 exons. Lineage: Eukaryota; Viridiplantae; Streptophyta; Magnoliopsida; Rosales; Rhamnaceae. Gene Ontology annotation, biological process: phosphorelay signal transduction system; cytokinin-activated signaling pathway. The record is from RefSeq and is a predicted model, not a curated record. Bases 404 to 955 code for a protein of 183 amino acids.
AGGUUUUGAAUUCCCAGACUCUGAGUCAUCCAUUGAGACACCACAGACAGUCCAAAGCAAGAUUCCCGACAACGUAAUCUAAAGACUUGACGCUUUAUUAAACGCUUUUUCAUCCAAAAUACAACCCCUUUUCUCCCUCAUCUUCUCAAUCUCCACCAAAGGCCCUCCCUUGCACCAAAACCAGACACAAUGCUCUCUGUGGGUCCCACCCACCCCUACCAUUAUGGCUUAACUCCCUCGCAUCUUUCCAUCACUCCUGCCCUCACCACCAGUUAACCCUCGAGCACUUCUUCUGCUUUACAUUAUUAUAUAAACUCCCCCUUCCUUGUUCUGCACUAUUCCCUUGCAUUCGCCACCUUUUUUCAAACCUUUGAGCUCACCCAUUCGCCGACAAACCCCACUCAUGGCUGACCUCUCUGCUCCUCCUGAUCACAAUGUCUCCCCCAUUCACAUCCUCGUCGUUGAUGACUGUUGGCUUGACCGGAAAAUUGUUCAGAAGGUCCUUCAAACGUCAUUCUUCAAGGUUACUACUGUCGAAAGUGGAGAGAAAGCAAUGGAGGUUCUUGGAUUAAACGAAGAGAACGUCAAACAUUCUACUAGUGUAAAUGACCUAAACAUUGACAUGAUUCUGACGGACUAUUGUAUGCCUGGGAUGAAUGGUCAUGAUCUUCUUGUGGCUAUAAAGGAGAACAGCCAUUCAAAAUCCAUUCCCGUGGUUAUAAUGUCUUCCGAAUAUAAUGCAUCAAGAAUCAGCAGGUGUCUCACGGAUGGUGCUCAAGAGUUCAUACAGAAACCCCUCAAAAUUAAAGACGUUCAGAGACUAAGAAGCUAUGUGAACCCGGCAGCACCAACUACCAAAACAGGGGCAAAAAUAAAAGUUCUAAUUGAUCAGAUGCCAGAAAGUAAAGAAGCUGAAAGGCGACCGCCUCCGCUAGCUGGAGUUGCUGUUGCAUGACCUGAUCAGAAUCCAUACAACUCCUCGUCCUCAAGUUUUUGGCUUUUCAUUGGCAUUUUCUUCCUUUUUUCUUCUUUUCCCCUAUGUAAAGGAUCCUAGUGUGUUUGUCUCAGCUAGCUGCUGUGAUUUACUGUUGUUUGCUGUUGCCUGUUGGUUCUUUGGGAUGUGAAUGUUUGCACCAUUUUUGUACAAUUGAACCUUUGAGUAGCCAUUUUCCAUGUUAAUGAAUGCUUUUUGCCAAGAAAUUGCAAACCUAA